Messenger RNA from Dipodomys ordii (Ord's kangaroo rat), 870 nucleotides. RefSeq names its product chromosome unknown open reading frame, human C12orf71. NCBI's taxonomy places the organism in Eukaryota, Metazoa, Chordata, Mammalia, Rodentia, Heteromyidae. The record is from RefSeq and is a predicted model, not a curated record. Bases 1 to 870 code for a protein of 289 amino acids. The transcript is spliced from 2 exons.
AUGGCAACCUCCUCCUCCAGCAGUGACUACUCGGACACAGAAGACUAUGUCUCUGACUCCAAAUCUGACCUGAGCCUCUCUGUGGGCUAUUUCCCCUGGGAGAAUGACUUUUUCUAUGAGGAUCUAACCAGAUGUGAAGACCUGACGUGUAUGGAUUCUCCAGCCCACUUCCUCCCUCCUCCUGCCCAAGGGACCCAGCAGAUGAAGAGCAUAAGGAGACUCUUGAGGAGACAAGAACAGAUUCAGGACAACCGGGAGCAGUUUCGCCAGCUAAGCAUUCCCCUGGCCUGGGACAUGGAUGCCGAUUCUGACCAAGCCAACUCCAUAACUAAUAGGGAUCUACACAGGCCCUACUGGUGGGCAGACAAGUGGCCAGAAGAGGACACAAAACUGACUCUUGGCAAACUCAAUGGACUUGUACACAAGCUUGAAACUUUUCUAGAAAAUCAGAAAGCUGAUAAGGAGGAAGAGGAGUCCAUGUUUCUGAAAUCUACUCAGGAGGAAGAUUUCCUGCUGGCCAGCAGCACCCCUCCACAAAUGGCUCAGGUCAGUCACACUGUCAAGGUGAUGAGCCAAGAGACUGAGAACCACAGCAAGAGCACUCCAGAAACCUCCUUCAACUCAUCUGGACAGCUGGAGGAGGCGGCGACCUCUGAUGCAGACACUCCCACCAUAUCCUGCCUGAACUUUGGGUGGGCCUUCCGCUGGCUACGGCAGCAAGUCCUCUCUUCCCUCCGGAGGAGAGAGCAACCUGACAAGGGCCAGACCCGAUGGCACCAAAAUACAGUAAGGAGACAUUCUGUAAGGAGCAACACAGUGGAGCCUCGAGGAUGCCGCCAGCCACGACACCCUCCAUCCCCAGACAGUUAA